AUGACUUGGGAAGCCUUCCGGGCCUUAUUUGAUGAGAAGUAUUAUAAUGAGUCUAUUCGGGCGGCCAAGGCAGAAGAGUUUAUACGAUUGACUCAGGACAGCAUGACUGUGACAGAGUAUGCCACUAAGUUUGGUCGAUUGGCAAAGUUUGCUUCAGAUGAGGUGGCUACUGAAGCUGCUAGGAAAGCAAAGUUCAUUCGAGGGUUGGAUGAACAUAUCGCACGAGAUGUGAUUGUUGCUUCUAAACAACCGGGGGUUGCUCGAACUUAUGCUCAGAUAGUUGAACUGGCCCUAGUUUCUGAGGGUGCAAAAGCUCAGAUAAGAAAGAAAAAUAUUGCCAGAAGAUAUUCAUGGAAGCAAACAUCAGGUGCUGGUUCUGGUAGGGGUACUGAUCACGGUUUAAAAGGCGCCACCAGAGCGAGUGUCAGGCAAUGGUCUGUUUCCAAUGUGGGGGUGGUGGGUCACAUGAAGGGGCAUUGUCCACAGCUGCUACGACUAGAGCAAAAGAAGGAUGAUACACCCGCUCCUGCUCGAGUAUUUGCCCUGGCUCAAGCUGAGGCUGAUGCUGGACCUUCCACUGUAACAGGUUUCGGAACUUUGCUGCUUACUGGGGAGUUGGUUAUCUCCAGUAGGUGGGUGAGAUCCCUUCCAGUAUUUGUAAGAGGAAGGGAGUUAUCAGUUGAUAUGAUAGAACUAAAAUUGGAGGAUUUUGAUGUUAUUUUGGGUAUGGAUUGGCUUGCAAUAUACAACGCCACUAUUGAUUGCAAGAGAAAAAUGCUGCAGGGAAAGACCGUCUUCUCCAAGAUCGAUCUUCGAUCUGGUUAUCACCAGCUGAGGAUUCGGGAAGAGGAUAUUCCCAAGACAGCUUUCUGGACCCGGUAUGGCCACUAUGAAUUUCUGGUAAGGGGAAAGCAAAGGUUGAGCAGCCAUGAGUUCGAGGUCAUAGCAACAAUGUACAUAUCAGCCACAGUGUAUCGACCCAGUAAUCAGGAUGCUCUAUUUUAA
Messenger RNA from Cannabis sativa, 1005 nucleotides. RefSeq lists its product as uncharacterized. The transcript has 5 exons. NCBI's taxonomy places the organism in Eukaryota, Viridiplantae, Streptophyta, Magnoliopsida, Rosales, Cannabaceae. The record is from RefSeq and is a predicted model, not a curated record. The coding region runs from base 1 to 1005 and encodes 334 amino acids.